AUGGGAUAUCUAUUUUUUUUUUUUUUUUUUAAUAUAUUAUUUUUAGAUAUCGACGUCUGGUUGUGUGCGCAUUUUAGAGCCAAGAAAGGAGUGAUGGAGUUUUUAUGCUGUCAGGCGGAAAUUGGCAAAUUGAUUCGGGAGAAAACGGAAGAAUUAAAUGAUAUCGGGGCGGCAUUGGCGUUUGUUCAUCACCACGUUCUUAGUAUGAUGCAUAAAUCCGAGACUGGACUAUCAAUGCCUGAUGUGUUCCCUUCAUGUGCUCUACAAAGUGCCUCUGGCAAAUUGUGUCGUUGUAGGGGCAUGAUUCAGGAGGUGGAGCCAAACAUCUCUUUUUAUCGUGCGUCGCGUUCAGACUUUUUUGGUGCUGCUGAAGAAGAAAAUAUGGCGUUGCUAGAAGCCACCCUUCUGUACGUGAUUCCCGUGCCUGGUAAUUCCCACUUCUACCGUGUGCCACAAGAGACGAUGAGUGAGGAACGGGCUGCCAUGCAUAACGUGCCAGCUGUUGGACAGGUUUUUGGUGAUCGCAAACGUCGGGAGCGGUCGGAUGGUCCGUUGCAAAGUUCUGCUUUGGAACGUGAAAUGAAACAGUUUCGUCAGGAGGUGGUCUUCCAAUCAGAUGGGGCCUCUCAACCGAUGCGGCAGUUGUCACUCUAUCAGAAACUUAAUCUUCCGCACCCACCCCUUAGCGGAUUCCUUCAUACAGCGUGUGUUGUGACUGUUAUUCAACACCCCGCCGUAGAGAGGGACCGGCUACGAAUCAACGAUGUGGUGGAUUUUUUUGGGUUUCUUGACGAGGAUUCAGCAAUGACGGGCGAUCGGAUGGCGGCGUGCCCAUUGGACGAGUUUGGGGCUUUUGCCUCUUGGCAUGCAGAGCAAAUUCCACCAUCAUUAUUGUCACGAAUGACUUGCAUCUCAUGGAAGAAAGUUUUUUCCACUCCAAUUUGCCCAGUACCAACAAACUACUUUGAAACCAAGCGUCCACUGGUUUUGCUUUAUCUGGCGAACACAAUUUGCCAAGGAGAUGCAUUACUUGCUGAAUACAUCCUUUUGCACCUCAGCGCCCGUGUUAUUACGCACGAGAGCGCCACACCUGUUGGUGAUAUUCCUCUGCGUGUAGAAGCGCAGGCCAUUGACCCCGAGAUGUGGUCAUCCUUUAUGCGAAGUAUUUCACCAGUAGGUGAAGUGCUGCUUGACGCAUCGUUGUUGUCAAGUGUAGAUCUCCGCAUUGUGCCCCGACAAGAUCACAUGGCGAAUGUGCUUCGCACCGGUGUUCUACAGUUAGCCAAUGGGACGCACGUCACCUUAGAUUGCCAAGCCGUUUCCAAGGCAAGCAAUGCGUUGCAUGAGGCUCUUUUUGCCGUGAUGCAUAAACAGGUUCUCCCACUUGAAUAUCCCUAUCAGCUACAUGAACUGCCAAUCGACCUUAGCUUUCUUGCUCUUUCCACCGCGAGGAUUUCAGAGGAAAUGGAACUUCUUCGACUUGCUGUAUCAGUGCGAUGGCAGCCGGAGCUUCCGAUGGCUGCAAUGGACCUCACAAAUCUUUCUGCUGAGGAUGUGCAGGAUUAUUUUUCGCAUGUGCGAUGCGUCUGUCGAAGGUUUGUCAGUGAGGACAACUCCCAAGCGCAUCGAUUGGCUGAAAAGUUGGUUUGCUUUUCGCAUUCAGAACCCUCAUGGAAUAAUCACGAUCCCUUUAUUCAUAACAACUCCUUUUCUAUGGCCGCCGCACUGAUGCGGGCUUGCGCAGCGAGUUUCGGUCGCGAAACGAUUUCCGAUGGCGAUAUCGAUCACAUUCUUCUUCUUGAAAGGGACCGGGUGGCACGUCGCUGUUAA
Trypanosoma cruzi is the source of this 1830-nucleotide messenger RNA. RefSeq lists its product as uncharacterized. Gene Ontology annotation, biological process: DNA-templated DNA replication. Gene Ontology annotation, molecular function: chromatin binding. The coding region runs from base 1 to 1830 and encodes 609 amino acids. NCBI's taxonomy places the organism in Eukaryota, Euglenozoa, Kinetoplastea, Trypanosomatida, Trypanosomatidae. The record is from RefSeq and is a predicted model, not a curated record. The transcript has a single exon.